Cordyceps militaris CM01 is the source of this 2163-nucleotide messenger RNA. RefSeq names its product DNA replication licensing factor mcm5. Gene Ontology annotation, cellular component: MCM complex; nucleus. The record is from RefSeq and is a predicted model, not a curated record. Gene Ontology annotation, biological process: double-strand break repair via break-induced replication; DNA replication initiation; DNA replication. Gene Ontology annotation, molecular function: 3'-5' DNA helicase activity; DNA replication origin binding; single-stranded DNA helicase activity. The transcript has 4 exons. Bases 1 to 2163 code for a protein of 720 amino acids. Lineage: Eukaryota; Fungi; Ascomycota; Sordariomycetes; Hypocreales; Cordycipitaceae.
AUGGAUGCUCCAUCUGUGUAUUCGACACACGUGUACGAGCCGAGUUCUGCGAACACCGGUGAUACUAGACUGCAAAUCCAAACCCAACUCGAGACGUUUGUUCUCGACUUUCGUCUCGACAACAACUUUGUCUAUCGUGAUCAACUACGCGAAAAUGCUAUUCUGCAAAAGUACUACUGCGAUGUCAACAUCAACCAUCUGAUUAACUUCAACGAAGAGCUUGCUCAUAAGCUUGCCUCUGAACCGGCUGAGAUAAUCCCUCUGUUUGAAAAUGCCUUGAAAAAGUGUUCUCACAGAAUCCUCUUCCCUCACGACCGUGACGUCAAACUUCCAGAGCAUCAGCUGCUGCUUCACUCCGACGCUGGGGAUAUUUCCAUCCGAAACCUCGACUCCAUGACCAUUGCUCGGCUGGUCCAAGUUCCCGGUAUUGUCAUUGGCGCUUCUGUCAUGUCGUCGAAGGCCAUUCAACUGCAACUACAGUGCCGCAGCUGCCAACACCAACUGUCUGUUCCUGUCUUCGGUGGCUUCACAGGUGUCUCCCUUCCGCGCCAAUGCGAGCGCAAGAGACUUAAAAACGACCCGACCCCCAAGUGUCCUCUCGACCCAUACUUUGUCUUGCAUGAAAAAUCGCUAUUUGUUGAUCAGCAAGUUAUCAAGCUGCAAGAGGCGCCGGACCAAGUUCCUGUGGGUGAACUUCCACGACACGUGCUCAUCUCUGCAGACCGAUAUCUCACAAAUCGAGUCGUGCCGGGCUCACGAUGCACAGUCACGGGGAUUUUCUCCAUUUACCAGAAUAAGGGCUCCAAAAAUUCGGCUACAGGUGGCGCUGUGGCCAUUCGCACACCAUACUUGCGCGCCGUCGGCAUCCAGACCAGUUCUGACCAACUAAAGGGAUACACCAGCUAUACAGAAGAGGAAGAGCAAGAGUUCCUGGAAUUGAGCCGUCGACCAGAUUUAUACAGUGUGAUGGCCGACUGCAUCGCGCCAUCCAUCUAUGGCAACAACAAUAUCAAGAAAGCUAUUCUCUGCCUCCUUCUCGGCGGCUCCAAGAAGCUGUUGCCUGACGGAGCCAAGCUAAGAGGUGACAUCAAUGUGCUCCUUCUUGGUGACCCUGGAACAGCCAAGUCUCAGCUUCUCAAAUUCGUCUCAAAGGCUGCUCCCAUAUCCAUCUACACCUCUGGUAAGGGCUCGUCCGCUGCCGGUCUUACAGCGUCUGUCCAGCGAGACCAAUCGACGCGCGAAUUUUACCUCGAGGGUGGUGCCAUGGUACUUGCUGAUGGUGGUGUUGUCUGCAUUGACGAGUUUGACAAGAUGCGCGACGAAGAUCGCGUGGCCAUUCACGAAGCCAUGGAGCAACAGACCAUUUCGAUCGCCAAGGCCGGUAUCACCACCAUCUUAAACGCCAGAACAUCGGUCUUGGCGGCGGCAAACCCCAUAUUUGGUCGCUACGACGACAUGAAGACCCCUGGGGAAAACAUUGACUUCCAGACCACUAUCCUUUCUCGUUUCGAUAUGAUAUUCAUCGUGAAAGACGAACAUAACCGAGAAAAGGACAUCAAUAUUGCCAAGCACGUCAUGGGCAUUCACAUGGAUGGCCGCGGCGUUGAAGAAGUUGCCGAGUCAGAAAUUCCAGUGGACAAGAUGAAGAAAUAUAUUUCCUACUGCAGAAGCCGUUGCGCUCCUCGUCUAAGCUCAGAAGCUGCCGAGAAGCUGUCGUCCCACUUCGUCUCCAUCCGCCGGCAAGUUCACGCCGCUGAAAUUGAGGCCAACGCUCGUUCCUCCAUCCCCAUCACCGUCCGUCAGCUCGAGGCCAUUGUCCGCAUCACCGAGUCCCUGGCCAAACUAACGUUAUCGCCCAUUGCCACCGAGGCACACGUCGACGAGGCCAUCCGCCUCUUCCUCUGCUCGACCAUGGAUGCCGUGAACCAAGGCAGCAACCAAGGCAGCCGCGACCUCAACGACGAGGUGAACAGCGUCGAGGCCGAGCUGAAGCGCCGUCUGCCCAUUGGAUGGAGCACUAGCCUGACCACUCUGCGACGCGAAAUGGUCGAGGGCAAAGGAUACAGUGAGCAGGCUCUGAACAGAGCCCUGAUGUACAUGGAGAGGAGAGAUACCAUCGUCUUCAGAAACCAGGGUGCUCAGGUCCACCGCAAUGGUGCUUGA